Molecule: messenger RNA, 882 nt
Organism: Pseudomassariella vexata
Lineage: Eukaryota; Fungi; Ascomycota; Sordariomycetes; Amphisphaeriales; Pseudomassariaceae
Exons: 3
Coding region: 1-882 (293 amino acids)
Source: RefSeq, a predicted model, not a curated record
AUGGCUAUACGUACGCUACUGGAAAGUCUCGGGCCUGAAAUAGAGGAUCCUGAAGAAGAAACGUUCCUUCUCUUUAGCCGGGACAUCCCGUCGCAAGACCUAGGGUUUGUAGACUCGCGCGCGUCCACGCUUGAUCUAGUAAUUGCCGACAGAGACUAUGUAAUCCAUCAAUCACCUGCUGUCCUAUCAUCAAAGCGUGCAGGAGGCACGACAGGGGCGGUUUUGUGGAAGAUCACGCCUAUGUUUUCUGAAUGGAUUGUAUCUCCAGAAAACCCCCUAUGGAAAACUGGGGCUCUGAACUCGUCGUCAAGCGUCAUCGAGCUCGGGUGUGGCAUCUCGGGACUCGUUGGCUUGGUACUCGCUUCGACUAUAUCGCGGUACGUGCUCACAGACCAGCCAUACGUGUCCAAGUUGGUGGAAAGCAACCUGAAGGAGAAUGAAGUCAAGUCCCGCCCCUCGGCUUCUGCAUCACGGCGCAAGGGAAGGACAGCGGCGGUCCCACCCAAAAGUAACUUGACUUUUACUCCGCUGGACUGGGAGUUGGAUGAGGUAACGUCAAAUCUCACAGGGGCCGUCGAUGUCAAGAGCUUCGAUGUCAUCAUUGCCUGUGACUGCAUCUACAACGAUGCGCUGAUUCAGCCAUUAGUGCAGACAUGCAUGGCGUGCUGUCGGCUUCGGGUGUCGGAUGAUGGGGCUCAAACGACAUCGCAACCGGCUAUCUGCAUAGUCGCCCAACAACUCAGAGACCCAGAGGUAUUUGAAGGUUGGAUUCGGGAGUUCCACCGAUAUUUUCGCACUUGGCGGAUCCCUGAGUCGGCGCUUUCGGUUGCGUUGGGAUCAAAUAACGGUUUCGUCAUUCAUGUAGGUAUUCUACGAGAAUGA